UACUUGUCCUUUCGUUCGUCCUCAGUGCAGGAUAACGAAGAGGGUCUCUAACAACAUAAGGAGUCGAUUCAAAAGAGUGGCAUUAAGAAAAACGUUAAAGACACUAACAACCAUCUAUUAUACGAUUACUGAGAGGUUUGUGUUGGCUUAGACAAUCAGUAAUGGAUGCCAUCAUUCGCUGCCCAUUCCUCUCUCGUGUACCCCAAGCCUUUCUUCAGCAGACCAGGAAAACCCUGGUGGGCUAUGCCGUGAAAUGCCCAGUCAUGAUGGAUCUGGCCUCUCGGCCUUUGGUUAGAGCUGUCUGUUCAUCCUCCUCAAGCUUCCAGAAGACUGAGGACACUGUCCCGGUCACUGAGGCCCCCAAAGAGACCCCCAAUAUGCCUCAAGGCCAUCCUAAACCUCCAGCGGGCCAGGCAGCCUCCAAAUGCCCCUUCCUUGCUGCUGAGAUGGGCCAGAACAGCAGUGUGGUCCGCCAAGCCAGCAUGGAAACCCAAGAAGAUGUGUCUGAGGUUCGCACUGUUCGCAAAGAUGUGUCUCAUUCUGAUCUUAACCCACUGGUUCAGAACUCCAAGGCUGCUGGAGACCUCCUGAAGAAGCUCAUGAAGCAGCAGCCCACCAGGGUUUCCCACCUGCUGCAGGAGAACAUGCCCAAAGCAAUCUCCAACUUCCAGUACGACAAAUUCUUUGAGAAGAAGAUCGAAGAGAAGAAGGCUGAUCACACGUACCGUGUCUUUAAAACUGUGAACAGACGAGCCACGGACUUCCCCAUGGCAGACGACUACACAGAGACUCAGAACUACAGGCGAGACGUUUCGGUGUGGUGCAGCAAUGACUAUCUGGGGAUGAGUAGUCACCCAAGGGUCACCCAGUCAAUAAUGGAUACUUUACGAAAACAUGGCUCUGGAGCAGGAGGUACACGGAACAUAUCUGGGACGAGUAAAUUUCACGUGGACCUCGAGUAUGAAUUGGCUGACCUGCACAGGAAAGACGCAGCUUUGCUCUUCACGUCCUGCUUUGUGGCUAAUGACUCCACCCUCUUCACACUAGCUAAGAUGCUUCCAGGGUGCGAGAUCUACUCGGACGCUGGCAACCACGCCUCCAUGAUCAUGGGCAUUAAGAACAGUGGCGCCAAGAAGUUCAUCUUUCGUCACAACGAUGUGGAACAUUUACGCGAGCUGCUGAAAAAGUCCGACCCGUCCACACCAAAAAUUGUUGCUUUUGAGACGGUCCACUCCAUGGAUGGGGCGGUGUGUCCUCUGGAAGAGAUGUGUGACGUCUCCCAUGAAUACGGUGCCAUCACCUUUGUGGACGAAGUGCACGCCGUGGGACUGUAUGGCGCAAGAGGGGGUGGCAUUGGCGAUAGAGACGCAGUCAUGCACAAGAUGGACAUCAUCUCAGGAACCCUUGGUAAGGCCUUUGGCUGCGUUGGUGGUUACAUCGCCAGCACCAACGCCCUGAUCGAUACGGUGCGCUCGUAUGCCGCCGGCUUCAUCUUCACCACCUCGCUGCCCCCCAUGCUGCUGGCGGGGGCACGGGAGUCCAUCCAGACGCUGAAGAGUGAGGAGGGCCGCACGCUGCGUCGCGGGCACCAACGCAACGUCAAGCUGCUGCGCCAAAUGCUUAUGGACUCGGGCCUUCCUGUGGUCCACUGCCCGAGCCACAUCAUCCCAGUCAGGGUCUCCAAUGCAGAGAAGAACACUGAAGUCUCUGAUAUCAUGAUGAGCCGAUACAACAUUUAUGUCCAGGCCAUUAAUUACCCCACAGUCGCCCGUGGUGACGAGCUGCUGCGCAUCGCCCCAACACCGCACCAUACUCCUGAGAUGAUGAUGUUCUUUGUUGACAAGUUACUGACAGCCUGGAAAGAAGCUGGCCUGGAGCUUAAGCCCCACCCUUCUGGAGAGUGUAACUUUUGCCAGAAGCCCAUUCACUUUGAGGUGAUGAGUGAGCGGGAGAAGUCCUACUUCAGCGGCCUCAGUCAUCCUAUAUCAGCCUGUGGCUGACUGAAGAAGAAAUGAAAAGGAAAAAAAAAAAAACAUUCCUGUCUGUCAAACUGUACCACUGGGUUUCUUUUUUUCUUUUUUAAAUGUUAUAAAUUAUUAAAUCAAGAUUCCAUAAUCUGUGCAGUCCUCUGAAGAGGAAAUAAAUGUGCAACAAAAUCUGAUCAAUCAAUGUUUGUUUCAUUUAUUACGGUGUUAGGAAUUGUAUUUAAUCAGCCAUCAUGCUGUCAUUUGGGCCCGUUAUUACAAGCUAUACUUAGUUUAAGCUUAGCCACUGUUCUAUACAUUAGUGUGUUGCCACCAUUUUGCCAUGGACAAAACACAAAAUCAAUGGGGCUGUACGCCAGCACCUCAAAGAAAUCCUAAUGCAGACCGAGUUUUGUAGGUUGAAUUAUGUAACUUUUAUUUCACUUAUAACGCUUAUUGUACAGAGAAUGGAUUUCAUUGGGCGUACUUUGUGUAUGCAGUCAUAGACCUUCAGUUUAACUUUUUUUUUUCCAUGUGUUCAAACUCAAAGGGAAUAUAUAUAUAUUAAAUGAUCUUAACCCACUGGCCCAGAGGUGGGAGAGGGAUGAAGUGGGUUGAGGUAAUGCCAUAACUCA
This is a messenger RNA of Clupea harengus (Atlantic herring), 2599 nucleotides long. RefSeq names its product 5'-aminolevulinate synthase 1 (gene alas1). Gene Ontology annotation, biological process: heme biosynthetic process; hemoglobin biosynthetic process; erythrocyte development. Lineage: Eukaryota; Metazoa; Chordata; Actinopteri; Clupeiformes; Clupeidae. Gene Ontology annotation, cellular component: mitochondrion; mitochondrial matrix. Gene Ontology annotation, molecular function: pyridoxal phosphate binding; 5-aminolevulinate synthase activity. The record is from RefSeq and is a predicted model, not a curated record.